Mercenaria mercenaria is the source of this 1829-nucleotide messenger RNA. RefSeq names its product heat shock 70 kDa protein 12B-like. NCBI's taxonomy places the organism in Eukaryota, Metazoa, Mollusca, Bivalvia, Venerida, Veneridae. The transcript is spliced from 6 exons. The coding region runs from base 165 to 1829 and encodes 554 amino acids. The record is from RefSeq and is a predicted model, not a curated record. Gene Ontology annotation, molecular function: ATP binding; ATP-dependent protein folding chaperone.
CUGGCGUAUUUAUUUCCGCUGCAAUCGACUUUGGCACAACCUUCUCAUCAUGGGCGUUUUCGUUUAAACAUACAUUCAAACAAGAGCCAACAAGAGUGACUGCAAGGAGAUGGAAAAGUCCUGGAAAUUCCAUUUCUCAAAAAGCACCAACAUCUCUUUUGAUUAUGCCUGAUGGAGAAACAAUUGAUUCAUUCGGCUAUGAAGCUGAGAGGAAGUACGCCACAUUAUCAGAGGAAGAUAAACAUACAGAAUGGUAUUUCUUUCAACGGUUCAAAAUGCAGUUGUACUCAAAGACAAUAAACAGACACCUAAAACUAAAGGAUGUCUCCGGAAAGCAACUACUAGCUAAAUCCGUCUUUGCUCUCUCAAUUAAGUUCCUCAAAGAUGAUUUAAUUUCAACUGUCAAUAAAGGCCUUAUGAAGAAAGAAAGCACUUGUGAAGUGAAAGAUAAAGACGAAGCUAAUAGUGUUGAGGAGGGUGCACAGGCAGAAAGAUCGUCUGCUGUAGACGAACAUGAUAUUCGAUGGGUGCUUACUGUUCCAGCUAUCUGGGAUGAUGCUGCGAAACAGUUUAUGAGGGAAGCUGCAGAGGAAGCUGGAAUUCCAAAAGACAACCUAUAUAUUGGACUAGAACCAGAGGCUGCUUCAAUUUUUUGCCGCUUCCUCCCUGCUAUGGACUGCAAAGGCUCAAUGUCAGGUCUUCAACCAGGAUCAAAAUACAUGAUUUUAGAUGCCGGAGGUGGCACUGUUGAUAUAACAGUUCAUGAGGUUGGCGAUGAAGGACAGCUAAAAGAAAAGCAUAAGGCUUCUGGAGGAAACUGGGGAGGUACCAGAGUUGACCAAGAAUAUCACACGUUCUUACAAAAAAUAUUUGGAAAAGCUGUUCUUAAAAAGAUGGAACACUGUCACAUGGAAGACUGCUUGCAAAUGAAAUGUGAGUUUGAAGUAAAAAAACGUCUCACAGAACCAGACCUUGGUCAAAAAGUCACUGUUCGAAUCCCUGCCUCAUUUCAAGAGCUAUUACAAAAGGAGUCUGGUUUAACGCUAAAGCAAUCGAUAGAGCGUUCUUGCUACAAGAAGAAUAUAGUGGUAGCAGGCGACAAGAUGAGAAUAGACUUUGAACUUUUCCGGGGAUUUUUCGACAUAUCCGUAAAAGAAACCACGAAGCAUGUUUCCACAAUUUUGAAACACCCAGACGUGUCGGACUGUAAAACAAUUCUGAUGGUUGGAGGCUUUUCCGAUUCUAUUAUACUGCAGGACGAAAUGUCAAAAGCAUUUCCUGACAUAAACAUCGUUAUCCCAGGUGAACCUGAACUGAGCAUUAUCAAAGGAGCCGUCAUAUUUGGUCAUGAUCCUUCAGUUGUUGCAGAGCGUAAACUGAAGUUCACAUAUGGAACAGAUGUCAUCCACAAGAAAGGAGGAAAUGAUUGUAAUCAUCGACCUGGCAAAACAGAAAAUAUAAUGGGAGUUCUAAGUUGUAUUGAUAUAUUUAGCGUUCAUGUGCGUAUUAGCCAAAUAGUAAGAUUGGGUGAAGCGCAAGCAGAACGAAAUUAUAUGUCAGUACAUCCAUUAGCACCUGAAGCUGAAAUCGGCAUUUUUUCUUCUACAGAAGAAAACCCAACGUUCGUUACAGAUGACAGCUGUACACGAAUUGGUAAGUUGAAAAUAUCCGUCACACCUGAUCUGCUUGGCGCGAUGAUUGGUUUGAGAGUCGGGGGUGGUUUCAGUGUGUCUUUCAUAUUUGGCGGUACAGAAAUAAAAGUGAAAGCCACAGAUGCUGCAUCCGGAAAAGAAGUUGAUGUCAUUUUAGAUUGCCUAGAUGAUAUGUAA